AUGGCUUCCGAAAGCGAUGACCCACUCAUCAAAGCCUUGCCCCCGGCGACCGAUUACUUGACGUACCUGACCCUACUCGAGUACCAGCUCACCCCUGCCCGUCUACCGACCCUGCAUCGGUUGUUACAAGAUGAGGUCCUGACAACAAACAUCGGCUGGGACUUGGUCCAGAUUCUUUUGCCCAUGCUUCCACAAUCGCAAGACUGCCUACAAGAUGUGGCCCAUCUUGGAAAUCCGCGAGAAGUUAUAUUAAGGGUGUCAGAUAGCUUAAUGAAGCUAGAACCUGGCGAUGACGACGAGAGCGAGGAUGAGUCGAGCGAGCAAGCCUUGGAGACAACGGAAGUUCCUCGACAUGUAAUGCAAUUCAACUGUUUGGUUGCUAUGUUGUCCGUCCUUCACCGUCGCAUCAAGACCCAAUACCCCAGUCGUUUCAUCGCAACGUCGUUACAAGCUGCGCUAGAAGCUUACAGCUCAAUGCCGACAAAUGAGACAACCAACGCGAUACUAGAAUUUCUCCGCGAUCUUUCGCCGUCGAAACGACCUACGCUACCUCCUCGUGGAACAAGCAGCUCUUCUGCGGUACGGGUGUCACAAGCAUCUGCACCCGACCCCGAAGCUGUGUAUGACGAACCAACGGCAUCCGUUGAUACAGCAGUGCAACAAAAGUUGGUACAGUUUGGCCUGAUCGAGGUUCUGAAAACGUAUAUGCUCAGUCUAACGACUCCGGAUAAAUCUGGAUUAUGGUUUGCAUUGAGAUUGCUAGAGAAAUCAGAUCAACGGGGAAAAUCCUCAACAGAUCAAAACUCGAGGAUUCGAAUGUAUACAGAGGAUGAACAACUCAAGGAACGAGAUUUAAUAGUUGGAAGGAUUUGCGCCCUGUCACGGGACAUUGGUAUCAAAGAUGAAGAUCUCCUGGCCAUCGUUUCAACCCCAGCAGAAUCUCAUCCCCCACCUCUCGACUUUGAAGAGGCACCAAAGUCAGUAAAGGAAAUUCCACUGGAAAGACAUGGUGCUUUGCUGUUGCUGGCUGCGCGGUCUUCAGCUGCCACUUUGUUUGAAGGUGCUGAAACGGCACGUAUCCCGAUAUAUCCAACUAUGGAAGUGAUUUUGUCAAAUUUUGUCGGUAAUGGAAUCACCGAUGAGGCUCCAGACGAACAGGCGCAAGCUCUUCAUGAUGCGCUCUUAGCACUUACUAUAAUUUCGUCCCAGAAAGAGGUCGAGACGCCAGCGGAUGAUCAGCAAUUUCAAACUUUGGUAUUAGCAUUGACAAGGUGCAGCUGUCGUCAGACCUACAAUGGUCUCCGGAACAUUCCAGCGGAUAUUAUACAAAAGGACGAGUUAUCUUACGCACGAGAAAGCGCGGUAGGCUGGCUCAAAGACGAGAUAUUGACGCCAGCAAAGACACAUGAGGAAAAUGAUAACAUCUUCAGCGACCCACAACAAUUUUCAAAAAUCUCGGCAUCUCUCUACAACGCUUCCGUCUUUCGGUCUCUUGAUAUGUCAACAGGAAUAGUCAUCUCAUGGAUUCGCUUUUCACAAUCUCUCGCACCUUACCUUCAUGCCGCGCUAAACUUAUACUAUGUCAUUAUCAGCUCGGCUCAACUUCGCAAACUACUCAAGAUAGAGAAUGAGUAUCCCUCAUUCCGCAAGAACUUUCUCGAACCCUUGAAAUUAACAUGUCGCACAUUCGAAGAAGACUUGGUGCAGAAUGGUGGCGAUGGGCGUAUCGAAGCCGUGGUGGGCGAGGAUAUGUGUAAAAUCGGUAUGGCGCAGUCUGUCGGACUGCUAUUUCAUGUAAUCGAACAGGUUGAUGAGAAGUUGAAUGAAAUAUUCAGAGAUGGCGGAGACGAAGCGGUCAAGGCAUAG
This is a messenger RNA of Talaromyces amestolkiae, 1866 nucleotides long. RefSeq lists its product as uncharacterized. Gene Ontology annotation, cellular component: cytoplasm. The transcript is spliced from 3 exons. The coding region runs from base 1 to 1866 and encodes 621 amino acids. Gene Ontology annotation, biological process: cellular response to oxidative stress. The record is from RefSeq and is a predicted model, not a curated record. NCBI's taxonomy places the organism in Eukaryota, Fungi, Ascomycota, Eurotiomycetes, Eurotiales, Trichocomaceae.